Molecule: messenger RNA, 819 nt
Organism: Botrytis deweyae
Lineage: Eukaryota; Fungi; Ascomycota; Leotiomycetes; Helotiales; Sclerotiniaceae
Exons: 4
Coding region: 1-819 (272 amino acids)
Biological process (GO): L-cysteine catabolic process
Molecular function (GO): ferrous iron binding; cysteine dioxygenase activity
Source: RefSeq, a predicted model, not a curated record
AUGGCAUCAAAUAGCAUGAAAACGACAGCACUCCGUACUUUACGUACAAAAUUGACAUCAGCAACCAAACCUACAUUCUCACCCAUCCUCGCCAAAAACCGCGGUAUCACAGGCACCACCAGAAAAUCAACCUCUCUCGAUUCAACCACCUCCAGUCAACCCAGGACACCUUUCUUACCUCGAGAUUUUGAUGGCAGUUUUCCAGUCUCGUUUUCUAAACCCAGACCCGCAACCACAUCAUCCUUCAACGCCCUUAUCAACUCCCUCACCACAUCUCUCACCACAACAUCCUCGCCUCAUCUUCCGACUCUCACUCGCCUCCUUCACUCUUAUGAUUCCUCCUCUUUAUCCGACUGGCAAAAGUAUGCCCACGCAAACCCAAAUAAACAAUACACAAGAAACCUAGUAGCAGAAGUGCCGGGAAUAUUUAAUUUAUUAAUGCUGGUUUGGACACCAGGGAAGGAAAGUAAAGUGCACGAUCAUGCUGCCAGUCAUUGUUUGAUGAAGAUCAUGAAGGGGGAGUUGAAAGAGACGAGGUGGGUUACUCCUGAGGGAGGUGCAAGGACGGCGGAGGAGAUGGAUGUCGAGGGUGUGAGAAAGUAUAGGAGGGGGAAGGUUGCGUAUAUGUGUGAUGAUCUGGGUCUUCAUUCCAUCGCCAAUCCUAGCGCAACAGAAUAUGCAAUUUCUUUGCACUUAUAUACACCGCCAAACGCCGCAAUGCACGGAUGCCACAUCUUCGAUCCAUUGACGGGUGUAAAGACUCAUGUAGCACCUGGUGCGUAUGAUUCUGUCGGUGGCGUCGUUAAUCCAAGUGCUUGA